This is a messenger RNA of Acanthaster planci (crown-of-thorns starfish), 4846 nucleotides long. Its product is annotated as transmembrane protein 26-like. Lineage: Eukaryota; Metazoa; Echinodermata; Asteroidea; Valvatida; Acanthasteridae. The record is from RefSeq and is a predicted model, not a curated record.
GUCAGGUCCACUUCUCCGAAAAUGUACACAAAAGAUUUCGAUUUGCGGGUCAACUAACACAAUGAGCAUAACGUGAAAGUGUUCAGGCAUUACUGCAUAAUUCUCUGUUCAUCGCGUGCAGACUCGUUUGACAUCGCAACACUGACGCUAUGUGAAAAGUGGACUAUCAUCGAUUGUCACGGUAACCCAAGUUGGUUGUUAUUACUGUAAUUUCAAGGAAGCGGAUAUGCAUAGCCAUGGGGAUCGACCUGGAAUGCAGUACCGUGUUUAUUCGACUGCAGCCCAGAAUAAUGCGUCACAAAUACCAGUGUUCUCUCACUGCAUAAUAAGCAUUUACACAGAAAAAGUCGUCAGUCACUGUUGUGAAACUUUUCAGCAGCCAGACUCAUGAACACUGUCGCCAACUGUAGUCAGAAGUUCCAGUCAUGAUUCUUCGCAAGUUUGUUGAGGCGAGCUUGGUGCGAGCGGCCUUCUUAUUCCACGGCCUAGGUGGGGCCGUCAUUCUCGUGUAUUACACCCAGCAACCACUCUUUCUCGUCGUGGCCCUUGGUGUAUUGCUCUUCGUGUUUGAAUUGGGCACAACGGUACGAUAUAACGAGAAGGGCGAAUGGAGAUGGUUUGUCCCAGUCGUGGUGAUAUACCUCGUCAUGGUCGUACCCGUGAUUUGGAUCACGGAGCUCGACCUGCUAGACUUCCGAGUGGCCCUCAACGUGACGGGCAGCGGAAGUUGUCCGAGUCGAUUCAUCAUUCUGGAGGAGAUCGAUUCGUCUUGUAAACACGUCUUCGAUGAUGAAGUGAGAGGCGUGACCCAGGAACAGCUGGAUCGGUACAACUUUGGGCAGACGUUCUCGGCGCUGUUUCAGCAGUCCUUCAUGAUCGUACUGAUCUUGGGCCGAUGGUUGUUGCCUAAAGGUGGUAUGACCAGGAAUGAGCUAUCCCAACUUCUCCUCGUCUACGUUGGCAUGGCUGCCGACAUGCUGGAGUUCUCCACUGAGACCCUGCGUCAACCGGAGAUCGCAUGCGAGCGGCUUAUCUUCAUCGCCAUCUUGGCCGUCUGGUCCUGGUCACUGCUGCAGUUCUCGUUUGGCCAGGCCGUGGCUACACAGCGAUCUAGGCUUCUGAUAAGCAAGGUGAUAGACCGUGCUCUCGACGGGCCGCCAGUCAACUGUGCCUCCUACCUGUGUGGGUCCGAGAUCUGGGCACUGUUGACAGAUGUGAUACUCCAAGACGGUCCAUACCUGGUUAUCCGUACCUAUGUCAUCAUCGAGUACCAAAUCACCGAUAACAUUCUCAUUUUCUUCGCGGUGAAGAACCUUCUAUUGGUGAUCAUGCAGAUCUACCGAUUCAUUGUUCUCGUAGUGGAUACUGAAAACGAGUCCAGGAAACGGUUAGCUCCUGUGGAAGAGCUUGGACUAUCUGUCCUGCAGGCCUUGCAAAACACCACAGCGGCCGAUGGACGAGUGUCCCUCGCACUAUCAUACUCCAACGGGGAAUAUCAGGAACAACCGGAGGAAUUGAACCCAGGCAGUGGGACUAAUGGACCCAGUGAGAAUAUUGCUUGACUCCCCCCACAAUUUCACGAACAAACGGACAGAAUUUCCGAGGAAUUCAUGAUUAAUAAAUGAGCGCGAUGUGUGGAUAUUCAUCUAUUUUAAUUUUAUUGGUGCCUCGCCAAAUCUUUUCAAUUAGUGUUUGGUGUUUCUAAAUGUAAAACAUCUGUUAAGUACGUAGUAGUAAUGUUCUAUAGUUUCAUGAUUUUAGGUCCAGCUGUCCUUAAACUAUCUAACAGUAUUGUAGUAGAGACUUCAAACAAAUGUUUGUGUGUAAUGAAAUGUCAGAUUUGAGUCUUUGGUCUUUGGCAGACGUUUAAAAGGCUCAUGCGCUGCAACUUCUCAAUGUAGUUCUUGUAAAUACUCCGUUCAUCUGACAGAUAUAAUCUCAAUUUUAUUAUGCUGAUUUGAAGGGCAUUUUGGCGCUUUUUAUUUUAGUGCAAGAAUGCGAAUUUGCAACUUUAUGAGCAAAUGUAUGUCAUCUACGACAGAGAUCUAAAUGUUUCAGCUACUUCUGCUGUACAAUUGACCAUUUUGCUGUUGUAAAUUUUGUUUCCUUUGGUAACUUGCUUCAAUUCAUGACAGUGCGCUAGUGCGUACAGUGUUCUCGCAGAAUUUCCAGAGAGAAAUACAUCAGUCACAGGCAAAACUCAGGACAAAAACAUCUCCCCGACGCAAUUGCAUGCUCCAUCUUAUUAUUGGUACAUUUGCAGCCAAGUCACAUUGAACUUCCACCCUUGAAACAGCUCGAACAAAUGAUUAAUUACACAUAAUCAAAGAGGCCAUGGCCUCUUUAUGUGUAAUUAUGUGCGUAUGGUGGAAGCAAUACGAGUGCCAGGGACCACUUGAAGAUUGCCGUUUUUUAAAAGAGCUCCUCUAUUAAAGUAAAACAUGUUUUCUUUGAUUAUCUGUUCAAAUUAAUAUGGAAGCAUCCAAAUCAAACUUAGUGUCAUUUGUCUUCAGAGCUCAAUUAUAACAAGCUUAAAAGUUUUUCUGUUCAUGCCAAGACGCGAAUUCUGAAAGUAGCUUGCGUCAUUCGGAGAAAACAGAAAACAACAGGAACCUUCGCCCUGUGUUCGUAGUGGAUAAGCACUUGCACCGAACGCCAUAUAAUGGCUAUCUGCAUUGUUUGGCAUGGACAACGGUUUAUUCACUACGACCACAAAGCGAGGGCUCCCCUUGUUUUCUCCGAAUGACGCAGUCUACAUUGACUAUCUAGGCAUGAACAGAAAAAAACUUUUAAGCUUGUUAUAGUUGAGCUCUGAAGACAUAUCACGCUGCGUUCGAUUUGGAUGCUUCCACAUUUAUUUGAACAGAUAAAAUCAGAGAAAACAUGUUUUUCUCAGAGGUGCUCUUUUAAUACAGUCUACUAAUUUUUCUCAGGGUUAUUUUCCGUUCAGUGCUCAAAUGGAUUAAAAUUCUCCAGUGGUGCAUGGGUGUAGAUUUAUUUUACAUCAGUAAAUCAGCAAAUGUUACAUCAGAAUAUCGGGGUGGAAUGGGAUGGGAAAGAUUCACUGAGCGACCAAGUAUUCAGAAACAAUUCUUUAAUAUGUUUUGCAUAUGCCUCUUUUUAACCAGAAGAAUGUUAGUGCUAGGCUCACAGAACCCUUUCAUUUUAUCAACCAAAACGAUACAAAGGAGGCACGUGUUUAUCCGCGGCCCCAACAUUUGGGCGCUUCCUCAGCGAAGACGAAGAGACGAGCUGGAAGGGAGUUUUCCGGGCGGGCUCGUUCACCUUCAGGGUGAACGAGCAUAGACCAUACAUUUCAACCUUUGAUGAUAGUUUGAACCGCCAUCAAAAAUACACCUAAUAGAAAGCUCGUUAUCUUCAGCCUCAACCAAGCGCAGAUCCAGGGGGUUAGGCACAUGCAAAAUAAGAUGGGAUUCCCCCUCCUUACCUUUUGGUUGGCUUCCGAUUUUACCUCAAUUCGUUUAAAUGAGCAUAUAUCUCAUUAAUUUUAAUUAAAUAGUGUUGUAUUUUCAUGAAGUAUUUAGUAGUAGGUGUCUUAUUAUCUGCUGUUCUGAUAACUGCGUAAUAUUUUAACACUGGGCGAAUUGUUCUUUUAUUUUUGUACCGACGGCCAACUCAUGUUAGCAGCCAGUUGUAAAGGGAAAACUACCUCUGUAACGUCAGCAGAUCCUACUCCUUCAUAAUGCAACAAAAUGUCAUAAGUUGAGACCCAGUCAUACCCAUAUUUGAACUUUGUCCCCUCCAAUAAAUCUAAAAAGAGAGAAAAGUACACACAAUAAAACAUCACCGCUCCCCCAACUUUUAAAGUGUAGUACAUGUCCCCCUUUGUCUGUCUGAGGCAUUGCCCUUAGUUGUCAACCUGCCAUUUGAUUACGCUGACAUAGUGUUAUCCUUACAGCCGUCUCCUGUGCAGUAACAAACACAAUACGGAGGCAUUCUUAGUUUCUCGUGAUGAAUGAGUGUGACAAAGCAAGCUGAACGAAAGAUGACCUCACAAAUCAUUCAACCCACGAUACCAUUCAUAAAGUCGUGUCCGAGAGACGCCUCAUGCAGCAUACUUGAUAGAUUUCCAGCCCACUGAACGGAUUUUGACAAACGCAGCACUCAAUAAAAAUGGUAAAGUGAGUCGACAGUCUUUAAUGUGGCAAAGAUUUCAUCCGCAGUCGUCAGGUGCCAAAGUUUUCAAGAGGGUCUACCUAUUUUGUGGAUUAUAAAUAUUUGACAGUUGGCCAAGUGAUUUGUUGAUUUUAGUCAGUUGCUGAUGGCCCCAUGGAUAGUGGCUUUGUUAAUGUGGGGAUCUGCCCUGCCUGGGUUGCUUUCAAAUUCAUUCCCUCAUAGAUAUUCAGAUCUGAAUCUGCUGCCCGAAAUAGUGCACAUAGUCGUCUUGCUGUCCAAUGAUACAAUAUCUCCUUAUUGUACAAAUAAUUAUCGAUAAUACCACAUUUAAUUUUGGACCAUUGUUUACGCCACCUGUAAUUUAAAUCCUUCUUUCCAGUGGUGAUGAAUAUGUCAUCGCGAAUGAUACCACUGAGCGUGUCCGUAAUUUGGCACCUCGCGACUCUCAGUGGUUUUAUUUCUGAUCGUGUGACAUCGGCAUGGCAAUAAACCCAGCCUUUCUUCGCAACAUUGCUAUCUAGAGCUGACUACUGUGGAACUAUAGGAGGUUUUGCUGAUGUCCAAAAGAGAAUAAUUCGAACGGCAAAAUCUUUAACACACCACAAUAUAAUACGAUGUCCAGAAAACUUUUUUUAGGUCCAGUUCUUGUUCAAAAUGUACGUAUCACUCUUGUUGUUUUGAUAUGUUGCAUAAUUUCCCUUUCAAAAAU